CUCACAGAACACUUUACGCAGAAAAUAUGGUCUCUGCUGUUUUCAUAUCGAUUAGAUGUUCAGUCUCCUCUCAGCUCUGCGUCUGAAACAAAGGUUAAACAUUGCAACAGUGACGCGUCCACGUCAGGAAGCAGAGAUGCGCAUGUGUUUUAUGAACGAGGACAGCACGAAGAGGCGCAAAUCAUCCCCGAGCUGCUGACCGACGAUGAUUAUAAACAUGUGACUGCAUGUGUGGCCGCUCACUUACUGCUUCACCUGCCGGGAUAAUAUACUGUACACAGCGGACGUCUCUGCUCCAGCUCCCUGAUAACUGCUGAGGGAAGGAAGAUGGAUACCACGGACCAAGGUGCUCAGAUAGAGCCGCUGCUACCGACGGUCAACUCUUUCCUUGGCUCGUCAGUUGGACGUAGGAGUUUGAGGAAUGAUGACGAGGCUGUGGUGGACAGAGGAGGAACCCGAUCCCAACAGGGAACCAACUUUGAGAAGGAAGAUCUAGAAGGCCACAGGACUCUCUACAUCGGGGUUCAUGUCCCCUUGGGCAGUACCAGGCACCGCAGCCAUCGCAGGCACCGUCACCAUGGAAACAAACACAAGAAGAGGACCAGUGACCGGGGCCUCACCUUGGUGGAGGGUAGAGAAUCUCCUGUUUAUGACACUCCCUCCCAGAGAGUGCAGUUCCUGCUGGGCACUGAGGAUGAUGAUGAGGAGCAUAUUCCUCAUGACCUCUUCACUGAGAUGGAUGAAAUCUGUGUGAAGGAUGGAGAGGAUCCUGAGUGGAGGGAAAGUGCUAGGUGGCUGAAGUUCGAGGAGGAUGUUGAGGACGGAGGGGAGCGAUGGAGUAAGCCCUAUGUAGCCACUCUGUCUCUGCACAGCCUGUUUGAGCUGCGAAGCUGCAUUAUCAACAGCACUGUGUUGCUCGACAUGAGGGCUAAUACCAUAGAAGAGAUUGCAGACAUGAUCUUGGACCACCAGGAGCUGUACUCACCACUGGGAGAUGAGCUUAGAAAGAAAGUGCGUGAAACACUGCUGAAGCAGCACCAUCACCAGAACCAGAAGAAGCUGGCUAAUCGCCUGCCAAUUGUGCGCUCCAUUGCUGACAUGGGUCGACGGACGUCGGAGCUCCACCUGGACAAGAAUGGUCAGAUGUCAUCCUCCCAGUCUCAUUUAGCGUGUUCAGAUGGGAAAGUCGAUCCCAGUCGAGAGAACAGUUCUGUGGACUUCAGCAAGAUAGACCUUCAUUUCAUGAAAAAGAUCCCCCCGGGGGCUGAGGCGUGUAAUGUCUUAGUGGGAGAGCUGGAAUGUCUGAACAAGCCGGUGGUGGCAUUUGUCCGCCUUUCACCGGCGGUCCUGCUCAGUGGGCUGACUGAAGUCCCCAUCGCCACAAGGUUUUUGUUUAUUCUUUUAGGCCCAAUGGGGAGAGCGCCUCAGUAUCAUGAGAUUGGAAGGUCCAUUGCAACACUUAUGACAGAUGAUGUUUUCCAUGAUGUUGCCUAUAAAGCUAAAGACCGCAAUGAUCUGAUUGCUGGGAUUGAUGAAUUCCUCGAUCAAGUGACAGUCCUGCCUCCAGGAGAAUGGGACCCAUCCAUACGAAUAGAGCCUCCAAAAAAUGUACCUUCUCAGGAGAAGAGGAAGAAAAGUAACAUUUUACCAAACGGAUUAGUAGAAGGUGAUGACCAAGAGGAGGAAGGUGGCCAUGGGGGUCCGGAACUGCAACGUACAGGAAGGUGGUUCGGUGGUCUCUUUCUAGACAUCAAGCGCAAGGCACCCCACUACCUGUCCGACUACACUGAUGCUUUAAGCUUACAGUGUGUGGCCUCUUUCCUCUUCCUCUACUGUGCCUGCAUGUCCCCUGUCAUCACCUUUGGAGGGCUACUGGGCGAGGCAACAGAAGGACGCAUAAGUGCAAUUGAGUCACUGUUUGGAGCCUCGCUGACUGGAAUAGCUUAUUCCCUGUUUGCCGGGCAGCCCCUCACCAUUCUGGGCAGCACCGGGCCAGUGCUUGUAUUUGAAAAGAUAUUGUUCAAAUUCUGCAAGGAGUAUGGCUUGUCCUAUCUGUCACUCAGAACCUGUAUUGGUCUGUGGACAGCUUUCCUCUGUAUCCUACUGGUGGCAACAGAUGCCAGUUCCCUCGUUUGUUACAUCACCCGUUUCACAGAGGAAGCCUUCGCCUCACUUAUCUGCAUCAUCUUCAUCUACGAGGCCUUGGAGAAACUCAUCCACCUUGGAGACCACUAUCCCUUCAACAAGAACAACAACCUGGACAAACUCACCAUGUACUCAUGUUCAUGCGUUGAGCCUUCUGACCCCACCAACGGUACCCUGAAAUUUUGGGAGCUCAACAAUGUCACUGCCUCAGAAAUUUACUGGGAAGCACUGGAGGCCAAGGAUUGUAUUGAGAAGCGCGGGGAGUUUGUGGGCAGUGCCUGCGGCCCUCAUGGACCCUACGUUCCUGAUGUCCUCUUCUGGUGUGUCAUUCUCUUCUUUUCCACCGUCAUCAUGUCCGCUUUCCUCAAGGACUUCAAGUUCAGUAAUUACUUUCCCACAAAGGUGAGGUCCAUCAUCAGUGACUUUGCUGUUUGCUUCACCAUCCUUACCAUGGUCUUAGUCGACUAUGCCUUAGGGAUCCCCUCUCCAAAACUAAAGGUUCCCAGUGUGUUUAAGCCAACCAGAGAUGAUCGAGGUUGGUUCAUCAACCCACUGGGGCCAAACCCCUGGUGGACCGCCGUCAUUACGGUGGUCCCAGCUCUGCUUUGUACCAUCCUCAUCUUCAUGGACCAGCAGAUCACAGCUGUCAUCAUCAACAGGAAAGAACACAAACUCAAGAAAGGUUGUGGGUACCACCUGGAUCUGUUCAUGGUGGGGGUGAUGCUCGGUGUGUGCUCUUUGAUGGGCUUGCCCUGGUUCGUAGCAGCCACCGUUUUGUCUAUCAGCCACGUCAACAGCCUGAAGCUUGAGUCAGAGUGCUCGGCUCCCGGGGAACAGCCCAAGUUCCUCGGCAUCAGAGAGCAACGCUUCACCGGCCUCAUGAUCUUCACCCUCAUGGGGUGCUCUGUCUUCAUGACGUCUGUGCUGAAGUUUAUUCCUAUGCCCGUGUUGUAUGGAGUGUUCCUGUACAUGGGAGCAUCUUCUCUCAAAGGCAUUCAGUUCUUUGACCGCCUGACACUGUUUGGUAUGCCAGCUAAGCACCAGCCAGACUUCAUCUAUCUACGACAUGUACCCCUGAGGAAGGUGCACCUCUUCACCAUCAUCCAGCUCAGCUGUUUGAUUAUGCUCUGGGUCAUCAAGACCUCCAAGGCUGCCAUUGUUUUUCCCAUGAUGGUACUGGCUCUGGUGUUCAUCCGGAAGCUAAUGGACUGUUUCUUUACCAAGAGAGAGAUGAGCUGGCUGGAUGACCUCAUGCCAGAGAGUAAGAAAAAGAAGCUUGAGGACGCUGAAGAGGAGGAGGAGGAGCAGAGUAUACUGGCGGAAGAUGAGGCAGUAGUGCAAGUGCCAUUAGAAGGGUACAAAGGAAUACCCAUCAUCAAUAUCACAGAUGAAAUGUCAAAGGGUUCUUUUGGAAAUACCUGGACAGCAACCUAAGACAUUUGAGAAAGACCUCAAAACAUUAUGUUCACUACAAUGCAGUAUUUCACAACACUGGAGUGCAAGAUGAGGAAUUUGAAACGAAGAAGAUGGAGGACAGUGUGUCUGUGAGUGUUUGUCACUGUCUCUUCUGUGUGCUUGUAAACAAAAUACGUAUUGUAUGUUGCAGUUUAUUAAUCCUUAAACUUUAGUCCUGUAAAUCUCUGUGUGUAAGUGAAUAACUAUUAUUUAAUGUGUCACAAAUAUUCUGCCUCUUCAUGAACCAGUGAAACCCACUAUUUUCUUCUGUUGUUAAUGUCAAAUUUCUACUUUCUAAAUGUAGAUACUGUAUUGCUCACACUGAAUGUAAACAACAGAAAUGUAAUUGGUUGGUCUUGCUAAGAGACUGUUUUCAAGUUUUUGUCUUCGGAUCAAUUUGUAUUUAUUUUGUUAUAUACUUUGUAUUUUGAAGUACCGUCAUAUCAACAUAUCCUUGGAUUCUUUAUCUAUUUAUAUACUGAUUCCCUAAACUUCUCUAUUAACUUCUCUGUAGACUUUAAAUAUGAUGCUAAGUUAAAUGUAAACAUCUAGUAAGUAUUUUAAAAGCCUAUUAUAUAUAAACCCCCUGAAAAGCCAUACAUUUGUACAAAUCCCUAGAACAUUAUAACAUGAAAAGCUUGCAAAAUACACAUUUCUGAUGUCUGUUUAUCAGUUAGGACCAUUUUGAAUCUUAUGUAAUGAUUUUGACUGACGGGAAUGAGUGCUUUAAAGUGAUCGAUACAAGGGCAAUAUACAUACAUCUCUUAAGAACCAAAUACAAUAGCACUUUCUGCCAGAAUCUCAGUACUCUAUUUAUAUGAGAAAUUAUUUAUCUAGCUUUAUUUUGUGCAAUAAAAUGAUUACGUUUGCUACAGAAUACUUUGUAGCCGAAGAGACACUUGCGAUAUUUUGCCUCCUGGUGUCAGUGCAUUGCUUAUAUUGUAAAUAUAUAAACAUAUUACAAUAUUGUAAAUUUAAAAAAAACAACAUAAUUAGUUUUAAUGUUUGUAUACAUUUUAGUGAAUCUUAAAUUAAACCAUAAAGACAUUUAACCCUCAAAAUUUCCCAAAUCUGUUAUACAUCUGAGGAUUCCAAUGAAUGGUUUAUUUUUAAAGAUACUAAAGAAACAAAAUGUUAUAUUAUGUAUAUCUUGUCAAUGUUAUUUUAAUGUAAUACAUUUCUAUGAGCA
Messenger RNA from Dicentrarchus labrax (European seabass), 4789 nucleotides. It is a transcript of the gene slc4a10b, whose product is annotated as solute carrier family 4 member 10b. The coding region runs from base 328 to 3579 and encodes 1083 amino acids. Gene Ontology annotation, molecular function: monoatomic anion transmembrane transporter activity; sodium:bicarbonate symporter activity; solute:inorganic anion antiporter activity. The record is from RefSeq and is a predicted model, not a curated record. The transcript is spliced from 26 exons. NCBI's taxonomy places the organism in Eukaryota, Metazoa, Chordata, Actinopteri, Moronidae. Gene Ontology annotation, biological process: bicarbonate transport; monoatomic anion transport; transmembrane transport. Gene Ontology annotation, cellular component: plasma membrane; basolateral plasma membrane.